GAACGGGAAGCGGGGUCAAGGUUGGGAGAGGAAAUACGUCGUCCUGGACGGGACUAAAGUCUCCAUCUAUGAGAUCGAGCCGAGAGAAGAUUCUGUGAAGCCACUGGAGGAGUUUGACUUGUGUCUGUCAGAGGGAGAGGUGAUGAUUCAUGGAGCAGUCGGAGCAUCGGAGCUCCCGAACACGGCCAAGUCUGACGUGGCCUACGUCCUGAAGCUGGAGUCUCGUUGCCACGCCCCCUGCUGGCCGGGUCAGGCCAUCUACUUCAUGGCCCCCAGUUUCCCGGACAAGCAGCGCUGGGUGGCCGUGAUGGAGGCUGUGGUGGGCGGCGGGCGAGCCGCUCGGGAGAAGGCUGAGGCUGACGCAAAGCUGCUGGGAAACUCUCUGCUAAAGCUGGAGGGGGACGACAGACUGGACAUUAACUGCACCCUCCCUCUAACCGAUCAGAUCGUUCUGGUUGGAUCUGAGGAGGGACUGUACGCUCUGAACGUCAUCAAGAACUCCCUGACCCACAUCCCUGGUCUGGGAUCGGUUUUUCAGAUACAGAUCAUCAAAGAGCAGGAGAAACUGCUGAUGAUUGUUGGGGAUGAGAGGGCGCUGUGUCUGGUGGAGAUUAAACGGGUGAAGCAGUCUCUGGCUCAGUCCCACCUGCCCAGCCAGACCGAACUGGCUCCCUACAUCUUUGAGACGGUGAAAGGUUGCCACCUGUUCGCCGCUGGAAGGGUGGACAACGGGCCGUGUAUAUGUGCUGCCAUGCCGAACAAGAUAACCAUCCUGCGCUACAAUGAGAAUCUGAACAAAUACUGCAUCCGCAAGGAAAUUGAAACCUUGGAGCCCUGCAGCUGCAUCCACCUGACCAGCUACAGCAUCAUAAUCGGCACCAACAAGUUCUAUGAGAUUGAAAUGAAGCAGUACGUCCUGGAAGAGUUCCUGGACAAGAACGACGUGUCUCUGGCAUCCGCCCUGUUCGCCACCUCCUCUCACAGCUUCCCCAUCGCCAUCCUGCAGGUGGCCAGCAGCAUGCAGAAGGAGGAGUACCUCCUCUGCUUUCAUGAGUUCGGUUUCUUUGUGGAUUCUUACGGAAGAAGAAGUCGUACCGAUGAGAUCAAGUGGAGCCGAGUGCCUCUGUCUUUUGCCUACAGAGAGCCCUACCUGUUUGUCACCUAUUUUAACUCCCUGGAUGUGAUUGAAAUUCAGGGACACGGAGCAGCGGGCCCGGCAGUGCUGGCUCACCUGGACAUUCCUAACCCUCGUUACCUGGGCCCAGCCAUCUCCUCUGGAGCCAUUUACCUGGCCUCCUCCUAUCAGAGCAAACUACGGGUCAUCUGCUGUAAGGGAAGCCUGAUCAGGGAGUCCGGAGAGCUGCAGAGGACCGGCUCCAGCAGAGGUAGUCCCAGUAAGCGAGGCCCCCCCACCUACUCGGAGCACAUCACCAAGCGCUUGACUUCGGGCCCCGGCAGCCAUGACGGUUUGCACCGUGAACCCAGCACCCCGCACCGCUACCGGGAGGGCCGCACAGAGUUCAGGAGAGACAAGUCCCCCGCCCGGCCGCUGGACAGAGAGAAGUCCCCCGGCAGGGUGCUGGACAGUCGCAGGGAGCGCUCCCCAGGGAGGUUUGGGGACAGCACCCGACUCCAUGCCGGGUCGGUCCGAACGCAGCUGGCCCCUGUUAACAAGGUCUGGGAUCAGUCAUCGGUGUGAGCCCUUGCCCCGCCCCCCCAUGCUGAGGAAACCCUCACCCCUCUGAGCUCCAGCACACACCGCUCCAUGUGUGAGGGCGGCCGUCAGCCCUCUCGCCUGUACAUACUGCAGCCUGAGGCCCGGCAGGAGCCUCCAGUGACAAUCCGCAUCCCGACAUGUGCUUUCAUGGACAUUCACCCGCAGUAGAUAUGGUUGGCAGGCAGGCGGCGCUGUUCUCCAGGUUGUGAGAAUCUUUUCUUAUCUACUCAGCUGUACAUACCUGUGUGAGUUUUUAUAAAGGGAACAGUUGGCUGGAGAAGCCUGAUCUAUAUUUUUUAAUGAGUUUCUAAAGAUGUUUAACGGAGAUUCGUGACGCUGUUGGCUGAGAAGCAGAAAUAAUCCCCUCAGUAUGAAGUCCGGCUCUAAGGUUGAGGAGUGUCUCUGGUUUUCCCCUCAUAGCUGGUGUAGAGGAAGCAGCCUGAAGGCCAACUCUGCACUGGACUGGGAUGGAAGAGGAGCUACAGACUGGUUCUGGUCACAUGACCGCUCCGGCCUCCUUCCCUUCAGAUCCUCUUCACUAAACUAGCCUCUGAUAUUUAAACGCAUAUGAUUGCUUCUUGACCGUUGUUGUCCAGCAGCGUUUUGCUCCAAGUGUUCUUUGUGGCGUUUUCUUGGCAAACCUACAGCUCUGCCUCUGGUGCCGGACCGCUCCAGCUCGCUACUAGCCCGCCGCCGCCGCUGAUUGUGGUGCAGACGUCCUGUUUCUGUGCAGUGCUAGUGACCGUCUGGGGGUGGGGUCAUCGCCUCCCCCUGUUGUUUCUCCGGGCCGGUCGGAAACACCUCCACUCUUCACAUCAGUGAGCAUGACUUCCUAACGGAGCUUUAGUUGCUUUUGGAUCUUGAUUCUUUCUCUUGGUUGUUCUCUUUUUGUCAUGUAAUCACUUGACUUUGCAUUUAAUAGGUAGACAUUGAUGUUAGUAACUUAAGCUUUUCUUGAUUUCUAAACAUGUAUA
This is a messenger RNA of Cyprinodon variegatus (sheepshead minnow), 2691 nucleotides long. Its product is annotated as citron Rho-interacting kinase-like. Gene Ontology annotation, molecular function: protein serine/threonine kinase activity. Gene Ontology annotation, cellular component: cytoplasm; cytoskeleton. Gene Ontology annotation, biological process: actomyosin structure organization; peptidyl-threonine phosphorylation. The record is from RefSeq and is a predicted model, not a curated record. The annotation marks the transcript as partial. Lineage: Eukaryota; Metazoa; Chordata; Actinopteri; Cyprinodontiformes; Cyprinodontidae. The transcript has 14 exons.